This is a messenger RNA of Dioszegia hungarica, 894 nucleotides long. RefSeq lists its product as uncharacterized. Lineage: Eukaryota; Fungi; Basidiomycota; Tremellomycetes; Tremellales; Bulleribasidiaceae. The record is from RefSeq and is a predicted model, not a curated record. The coding region runs from base 1 to 894 and encodes 297 amino acids. The transcript has a single exon.
AUGUCCACCCAACUUGGUUCUUCCGUGAACCCUGUUCCCUCUUCUCUUCCAACGUCCAGUCUGCCCGACGACUUCGCCUCUGAGCUACCUCCUCCCCCAUCAGGCGGUACAUGGGGGUCAGCAUACUACUUCUUCGAAGGGGCAUCCGAUCCAGCUGUUCCGCCGCCCCCGCCCCCUGGCGCGUCGACGUCCGCGACUGAGACCUCUGUCACCAUGAUGGACAUUGGCCCGCCGCCCCCGGAUCCCAUUACUCAGAUCGCCGGGACCUGGUGGAGCAAGCCAGUACUUCCGACGGGCACCGAGGGCUUGCCUCCCAAAGCUGAGUACGUGGUCAGGCCGGUAGACGUCUACUGGAAGUCUCAAGAGGAUAUGGACCAAAACCAGCCACUGCGGAAAUUCACUGCCCUCGACAAGGCCUUUCGUGAUGAGUUGAGCGCCACCGUCACAGAAUUCUGGAGGAGCUUCCUUCCCGACCUUCCCGAGGCAUGCGAAGUCGAAGGAAUCUCCGGGGCCGACUGGGCAGACCUGGCGGGGCAGAUGAUCUCCACGGCCGGGGCAGUGUCAACACAGGAGAGGCCCUGCUUGAGUAUUCGGCCUGCAGCAAACGCGACGAACACAUUGUCGAGUGACGGUACACAGCACAUGGAGCUCGAGGCCGGAUUCCAUACCCAAAGGGUCACAGAUUCUCCGGCAGAAGAUACAAGAUGCGUGGUCGGAACUCUGUAUCUGGAGCGGGCUCCUCACACGAACGACGCGGGCGCGGAGGUUUCUGACCGCAACCGUUCCAAUCCAUGGGUCUUGAAGCGGAUCGUGGCAGUUAACCCUUUGGCGCCCCCUGCAUUCGACUCCGAUGAUGAGUUCACUGAUAUGACUGUUCAAAUGACGGCGGCGUGA